CCCUAUCUCUCGGACUCUCGGUAUCGACGGAAAUCUCUCGACUCUCACUCUCGUAUCCACAGCCCUCCUACCGGCGACCACUGCGGCACAAUCUUCGUCGGCGACCACAGCGCACAGCGGCGAUUCUUCAUCGGCGACCGCACAGAGCACAACCUAUCUCCUCCUCCAACGAGUGCAAAGAAAUGGCGAUUAGUUACAUGAGAUCGUUCAAAACUGUCCCCUGUCCCAAAGAGAUAGCCAGAGUGAUUGGCUGCAGAACAUUUGCCGCCGGAGGAGGCAAAGCAAAGAAGGGCUCAAAAGGAGGCGGCGCGACAGAUGGCCCAAAAGUGUCCUCUCUGAGCAAGGAAGUGAAAUCAACAACAGUCGUUGGUGCUAAUAUCCUCAAGGAUGGAACAGACCCCAAGGUGUUGCCCGAUAAUGAGUACCCUGAGUGGCUAUGGCACUUGCUGGAUAAGAAGCCAGCACUCAGUGAGCUAAGAAGGAAAGACUUGGAGUCGCUUCCGUACGAGGAACUCAAACGCUUUGUCAAGUUGGAUAACCGAGCUAGGAUCAAGGAGAACAAUUCUCUCAAGGCCAAGAACUGAGUGUUGUCGAAAAACCAGUCCUUGUAGAAGAAGAACAGCUUGGCUUUGAGAGACUUUGCUUCAGCAACCACCUGGUAUGAUUAUCAUCAACUGGAAAAUGUCUCUCAUCCUUCAUUAUUUAAAGCAAAAUUUCUUUUGCAUGUGGAUGGUCUUACAUCUAUCUUGAGCUUUUUUAAAGGUGAUACAUUUUGAACUAGUUCCAACAUAAUCUUAUUUAU
Molecule: messenger RNA, 802 nt
Organism: Cuscuta campestris
Lineage: Eukaryota; Viridiplantae; Streptophyta; Magnoliopsida; Solanales; Convolvulaceae
Source: the annotation of a GenBank genome assembly